AGACAAUCUGUUAUAGGAAAGAGUUGUCCAGCCGCAUUGACCCGGGCCUGAGAGUGAAGGAGCUUGGGGGAUUAUACAUCAAUUUUGAUGGCAGCAAAUCAAAGACUGUCUCUAACUCCCUGAAAAAACUAAAGGAACAGAAGAGCCAAGAUGAGUUGAUGAAGAAAAGUGUUAUUGGCCCAGAACUUGAGAAGAGAGAUGCUGUGCCUCCAUACAGGGAGUCCAAACAGGCUGCGAAACUGAAGCGCAAAGAGGAGAGGGAGAAGACAACUGGAGCCGGCUGGUUUAACAUGCGGGCUCCUGAAAUGACAGAGGAAUUAAAGGGCGACCUCAAAGCACUGAAAAUGCGUGGAGCAAUGGACCCCAAGCGGUUUUAUAAGAACGAUAGAGAUGGAUUCCCCAAGUAUUUCCAGGUUGCUACAGUAGUAGAUAGCCCUGUGGACUUCUAUCAUUCCCGUGUCCCGGAGAAAGACCGGAAGAGAACCAUGGUGGAGGAGUUGCUUGCUGAUGCAGAGUUCAGACAAACCAACAAGAAGAAAUACCAACAGAUCAUGACAGAAAAAGCAGCCAUUGGUGCUGGCAAGAAGAAUAAGUUCAGAAAGUGAGUGACUGAGUAAUGUUUGUAUACAAUGCAGUCAUGGCUGUAUUGAGACCAUUAUAUGUUAAUGCCUGAUUGAAACCUGUUAAACACAUACAGUACCAUUUUUAAAGUGUCUGAGUGUCGAUGCAUCUAUUAAAUGUUUUAUAAACAUGAA
Molecule: messenger RNA, 755 nt
Organism: Salmo salar (Atlantic salmon)
Lineage: Eukaryota; Metazoa; Chordata; Actinopteri; Salmoniformes; Salmonidae
Source: RefSeq, a predicted model, not a curated record